AGAUUACGGUUCAUACCCUUUGUUCUCAGAGAAAACAAAAAAAAAAAUGUCCUGUGAAGACAAAAUCAGUGCGUUGCAUGACGAUUUGCUGCUGAAGAUAUUGUCUCAAGUCCCAACAAAGGAUGCAGUGACGACCAUGAUUUUGUCCAAACGAUGGGGUUUGGUCUGGACGAUGGUGACUAAACUCGAGUAUAAGGAUACAUGGAAAGAAGGGGAUAAGAGCAUUUGGCGCUUACUCGAAAAGUCUUUGCAACUCCACAAAGCACCUGUACUAGAAAGCUUGAAUAUCCAAGUUGAAUGUCAGUUUUGCGACGAUGCAGAUGUAGGAAAGUGCGUCUCAUACGCUGUUGACCACAAAGUUCGAGAGCUAGCUCUUAUCUUACCAUCUCAACCAAAGAUCCUACAGCUACCAUCGAACGUUUACACCUCAAAAACGCUAGUGAAACUGACUCUAUCAUGUAGGACUCUCGUAGUGGAUGUUCCUUCCCUACCUUGCCUUCCUUCGCUUCAGAGGCUGGCCCUUCUCAGUGUGGUGUAUAAAGAUGAAAAGUCUCAUGUCAGACUUCUAUCGAAUUGCCCUGCCCUCACACAUUUGGAAGUGUUCCGAAACUUGAGUGACAAUGUGACAAGGUUCAUUGUGAAAGUUUCUUCUCUAAAAAGUUUUAGAUACACGCAACACAAAAGAGCUCCUUCUAGGUCCUUGGUUUUAGACUCCCCUGGAUUACGACGCCUUACUUUAAGUGAUCCGCAUGGAGACUUAGACUCGAUCCAGAAUAUGCCUCACCUUGACUGGGCUUAUGUUUGUCACUUUGUUCCAAACCCGAAAGACAAGAAGUUUCUGACAUCUUUUUCCUCUGUCAAGGUUCUCCGUUUGAGUCUAAGAAACGUAAGCAUUUGAAUAUCCUUUUUCAGUUAUUCUUGAGAUUAAUUUAAAAAAAAAACUGAUAAUUUUUAGAGCAUGUACGUGACUUAUGUAUAAUACUAUAAUAGAUCUUUAAAAUUUGGGGUUCAGUGCAAAU
Messenger RNA from Brassica rapa (field mustard), 1019 nucleotides. Its product is annotated as putative FBD-associated F-box protein At1g05080. Gene Ontology annotation, molecular function: protein binding. The record is from RefSeq and is a predicted model, not a curated record. NCBI's taxonomy places the organism in Eukaryota, Viridiplantae, Streptophyta, Magnoliopsida, Brassicales, Brassicaceae.